AGCGGUCUGCGCGGCGCGGCAGGAUGAUCCACGAGCUGCUACUGGCGCUGAGCGGGUACCCGGGUGCGGCCUUCACCUGGAGCAAGCGCAGUGGCCUGCAGGUGUCCCAGGAGCUGCCAUUCCUGCACCCCAGCGAGACCAGCGUCCUGAACCGACUCUGCCGCCUCGGCACCGACUACAUCCGCUUCGCCGAGUUCGUGGAGCAGUACACGGGGCACGUACAACAGCAGGACCAUCAUCCAUCUCAGCAAAACCAGAGUGGGUUACAUGGCAUUUAUUUGCGAGCCUUCUGCACAGGUCUUGAUUCAGUGCUGCAGCCUUAUCGACAGGCACUACUUGACCUAGAACAAGAGUUUCUUGCAGACCCUCAUCUUUCUGUCUCACAUGUUAAUUACUCCUUGGACCAGUUUCAGUUACUCUUCCCCUCUGUGAUGGUCAUGGUGGAACAGAUCAAGACUCAGAAGAUUCAUGGAUGUCAGAUAUUGGAGACAGUCCACAAACACAGCUGUGGGGGGCUGCCUCCUGUUCGCAGUGCUCUUGAAAAGAUUCUGGCUGUGUGUCAUGGAGUCAUGUAUAAGCAGCUCUCUGCCUGGAUGCUGCAUGGAUUGCUACUAGAUCAGCAUGAAGAGUUUUUUAUCAAACAGGGCCCCUCUUCUGGGAAUGUCCCUAGCCAACCUGAAGAAGAUGAUGAUGACCUAGGAAUUGGGGGCCUUACAGGAAAACAGCUACGAGAACUGCAGGACUUGCGCUUGAUUGAGGAGGAGAACAUGUUAGCUCCAUCUCUAAAACAGUUUUCUCUGCGAGUAGAAAUGCUGCCCUCAUACAUUCCUGUGCGGGUUGCUGAGAAAAUCCUUUUUGUGGGAGAAUCUGUACAGAUGUUUGAGAACCAAAAUGUUAACCUGACCAGAAAAGGCUCCAUCCUAAAAAACCAGGAAGACACUUUUGCAGCAGAGCUACAUCGACUCAAGCAGCAACCGCUCUUCAGUUUGGUGGACUUUGAAUCAGUGGUUGACUGGAUACGGAGCACUGUUGCUGAGCAUCUUUGGAAACUGAUGGUGGAAGAAUCAGAUCUACUAGGACAGCUAAAGAUUAUAAAAGAUUUUUACCUUUUGGGAAGAGGCGAGCUAUUUCAGGCAUUCAUUGACACUGCACAGCACAUGUUAAAAACACCACCUACAGCUGUAACUGAACAUGAUGUCAACGUUGCAUUUCAGCAGUCUGCUCAUAAAGUGCUGUUAGAUGAUGACAACCUUCUUCCUCUGCUUCACUUAACCAUUGAGUAUCAUGGAAAGGAACAUAAAGAUACUUCUCAGACUCGCGAAGGGCCUUCCCGGGAGUUAUCUCCACGUGAAGCCCCUCCAUCCGGAUGGGCAGCUCUGGGCCUUUCUUACAAAGUUCAAUGGCCACUGCACAUUCUCUUUACUCCUGCUGUUCUAGAGAAGUACAACGUUGUAUUCAAAUACCUGCUGAGUGUGCGACGAGUCCAGGCUGAGCUACAGCAUUGCUGGGCUCUCCAGAUGCAGCGCAAACACCUGAAAUCUAACAGAACUGAUGCCAUCAAAUGGCGUCUGAGGGAUCACAUGGCUUUCCUUGUGGACAAUCUUCAGUAUUAUCUGCAGGUGGAUGUACUGGAAUCUCAGUUCUCACAGCUGUUGCAGCAGAUAAAUGCCACACGAGAUUUUGAGAGUAUACGAUUGGCUCAUGAUCAUUUCUUAAGUAACCUGUUGGCUCAGUCUUUCAUCCUCCUAAAACCUGUUUUCCACUGCUUAAAUGAAAUUCUGGAUCUUUGUCAUAGUUUUUGUUCUCUGGUCAGUCAGAAUCUGGGCCCACUGGAUGAACGGGGAGCUGCACAACUCAGUAUUUUGGUGAAGGGAUUCAGUCGUCAGUCAUCGCUUCUCUUCAAGAUUCUCUCUAGUGUUCGGAACCAUCAGAUAAACUCUGACUUAGCUCAACUGCUGCUACGCUUGGAUUAUAACAAAUAUUACACCCAGGCUGGAGGAACCUUGGGCAGUUUUGGGGUUUAAGCACUAAGACCUUUUCUUCAGGCCAUGACCAAUGCCAUGUUAAGCAGUGGACACUGUGCCCUUGGAGAGCUUGCCCUGAACUGAGUGUUAAUUUGUGGCUGGCUCUUGCUGGUGAAGCCCUGUUUCAGAAGGAAUUGGCAAGGAAUUGCCACUUACUGUGAGGCUGCCCUGUGACUGCAGAAAGCCACUCCAUGUUUUCGAAGCUACUAAGAACAUGCUUUCUACAGCCCUGCAUGUAUGUAUAAAUGUUUUUAGGGAGGCAGUCUGUACCUCUUCAGAAAGUGAAAAAGCAACAAGAAUUACAAUGCCUUGACUCUUCAGCUGGACUAUGAUCUUUUGCAAGCUGGAGUAUGGAGGAAGUGGUCUACUGUUCUUGACUUCUGAAUAGAGCCAUAGCUUCAUUCAUAGUGCCACUGCUUUAUAGUACACAAUGUCUGCUAAUAAAAUACAGACUUGCAGGUAAAUGAAA
This is a messenger RNA of Melopsittacus undulatus (budgerigar), 2493 nucleotides long. RefSeq names its product tubulin gamma complex component 4 (gene TUBGCP4). Lineage: Eukaryota; Metazoa; Chordata; Aves; Psittaciformes; Psittaculidae. Gene Ontology annotation, cellular component: spindle pole; centrosome; equatorial microtubule organizing center. Gene Ontology annotation, biological process: meiotic cell cycle; cytoplasmic microtubule organization; spindle assembly. The record is from RefSeq and is a predicted model, not a curated record. Gene Ontology annotation, molecular function: microtubule minus-end binding; gamma-tubulin binding. Bases 24 to 2024 code for a protein of 666 amino acids. The transcript is spliced from 18 exons.